AAGUAAUGUGAAGCAAUUUGAGGGACUUUCUUAACUUCUCAAAUGAGUAGUUUGGUAGGUAAGCCACCUACACCGUGGAUCAAUAGUACAUGUCUAUAUUAACAUAUUAUUGUAAAUUUGCAUAAUUAAUUACAAUUGUUUUUUUUUCCUUAAAUAACUAAGAGUCAGAGCUUUGUUUUCUAUACUCAAUUUCUCAAGGGUACCUGCAUCCACCCCAUACUCUAUCCAAAAGAUAUCAAGAGUUUUUGAUUGUCUAAACCUGUAUGACCAAAAGAUCCUAAGAUCUUGUUAACCAAGGCAAAAUUAAUUAGAUUGAAAUAUAUCACAAAAAAUGAAACAAACUUGAAAGUUAGAUUAAAACAACCCAAUACACUGCAUGUCGAAUAUCUAAAUAUCUAAAUUUUGAUGAUUGUGUUGGGAUUGUAAAGCAAUAGUCUUACAUGGACUAAAAGCAAGGAAGAUAUCAUACUAUACCAUAGUAUAUAUAAAGUGAAGAUAUCUCUCGAACUCCAUGGAUGCUUCAAAGAUUGAAAGUUCAAUUUCCCACUCGGAUAAUGUCAUAUAAUAAUAUCUUUAUUUUUCAGAGUAUAAACAAACCAGCAUAAAAAGAAAGUCGAGUACUGAAUUGCAUUGUAAAUUUAGCAUUUAUUAUAUGCUGCAAAGAUCUCUCACCUGGCCUCUGAAGAAUUUUCUUUGCUUCUUGUUUUGCCUUGUUUUCUGCUCCCAUUUUGGUUGUCUUGUAGUAUGAAUUUCGCCAUCAGAAUCAGAUUCAGGGCAUUGCAUUUGCAGAAACCAGAAAAACAAACUCGAUUUCUCAUCAAUUUCCUCCUCUCCAUUCCAAUUUUCCUCAGCUAGCUCUAGAUUUCUCUACCUUGUUCAUGGCGCUAUGAUCAUCGGAGGUCUCUCCUCAUCGAUUUCCCCAUUCCUCCUCUUCUCCGCUUCGAUUCUCGCUUUUCCCCUGCCUCCAGGUCUCUGAUUAGAGCAUUCCAUGGGAAUCUGCCAUGCGAAGCUGAUCGCAAACCCUAGGGCGAAAUGCGAGGAGCGCGACGAUUCAAGGAAUUCCCCCUCGUUCUACAGCCCGAGUCCUGUGUCGAGCCUCUUCAAAAACUCGCCGUCGAACUCGCGCCACCGCCGCCGGCCGUUCCCGCCGCCGUCUCCGGCGAAACACAUCAAGGAGCUGCUGGCCCGACGCCACGGCUGUGCGAAGCCGAAUCAGGCGGCGAUUCCGGAAGACGGCGAAGGGGAGGGGGAAGUGAACAAGAAUUUCGGAUAUUCGAAGCAGUUCUUGGGGAAUUUCGAGGUGGGAGAAGAAGUGGGGCGCGGCCAGUUUGGGUUCACUUGCAGAGCCAUGGCGAAGAAGGGAAAUCUCAAGGGCCGGAAUGUUGCUGUUAAGAUCAUCCCUAAACCCAAGAUGUCGACUGCGAUAGCCGUUGAGGACGUGAAAAGGGAAGUGAAAAUAUUGCAGGCUCUAAACGGACAUAAGAACCUCGUGCACUUCCAUGGAGCGUUUGAAGAUGACGAUAACGUUUACAUAAUAAUGGAGUUAUGCGAAGGAGGCGAAUUACUCGAUAGGAUGCUUUCGAGGGGUGGAAUAUACUCGGAAGAAGAUGCUAAGGUUGUGAUGGUUCAGAUUUUAAGCGCGAUUGGCUUCUGUCAUGUUCAAGGAGUUGUCCACCGUGACCUGAAGCCAGAGAAUUUUCUUUUCACUACCCAAGAAGAGAGUUCACCCCUUAAGGUUAUUGACUUCGGACUCUCAGACUAUGUAAAUCCAGACAAGAGACUGAAUGAUAUAGUUGGCAGUGCAUACUAUGUAGCUCCUGAAGUCCUGCAAAGAUCAUACGGGACCGAGGCGGACAUGUGGAGUAUCGGUGUGAUCGCUUACGUUCUUUUAUGUGGAAGCAGACCUUUCUGGGCUAGGACCGAAUCCGGCAUAUUCCGAACCGUUUUGAAGGCAGAUCCGAGCUUCGACGACGAUCCUUGGCCAUCUUUAUCUUCUGAUGCAAAAGACUUUGUGAAGGGAUUACUGCAUAAGGACCAUCUUAAAAGACUAACUGCUGCUCAGGCUCUGUGUCAUCCAUGGCUGGCAAAUCAUCCUGAUGUCAAGAUUCCAUUGGAUAUGAUAGUUUAUAAGCUUGUUAGAGCUUAUAUCUAUUCAUCUUCUCUGCGGAGAUUAGCGUUGAAUGCUCUUGCAAAGACGUUAUCCUUUGUGCAGCUCGCUUAUCUUCGGGAACAAUUCGAUCUCUUAGGUCCGAACAAAAUCGGGUUCAUCUCGUUGCACAACUUUAAGACGGCAUUUAUCAAUACUUCGACCGAUGCAGUGAACGAUUCAGGGGUGAUAGAUUACGUCGACAUGGUGAGUUCCUCCCCAUAUAAAAAGAUGGACUUUCAAGAAUUCUGUGCAGCUGCCAUAAGUGUGCAUCAGCUGAAUGGCACUGAAAGCUGGGAGCUGCAUGUAAGAUAUGCUUAUGACCUCUUUGAGGAGGAUGGAAACAGACCAAUUAUGAUAGAGGAACUUGACUCGGAACUGGGACUGGGGCCAUCCGUCUCGCUUCAUGUGGUUCUCCAGGAUUGGAUAAGACCUGCAGAUGGGAAACUUAGUUUCCUGGGAUUUGUCAAACUUCUAAAUGGGUUUCCCACUCGCACCAACAAGAAGAAAUGACAUAAAAUCAAACCUUAAAACAACUAGUUUUUUUUUUACUUCUUUUUUUGGCCAUUCUCCUAGAUCGAAAAUGUGCCGAUCGAUCGAGGAGAUGACCCGAAACCGGACUAGAGCAGCAACGAUCGAGAAGUUCGUGACGUUUUCUUGACCAUACAUUCUGCAUCUAGUACACUUUCAUACAAACACACACACAAAGAGACAGACAAGAACAACAUAUUUUUCUGCUAUGAGAUGUGAAGCCUUGAGAACCACAGUUUUCUGCAUGUUCUGUAGUUGUCCUUCUCUCCCAUAACAAAAUCCUCUCUCUUUUUUUGGUAGAGUUGAAAUUCAGAGUAUUGUAUAGAGAGUUUGACUCAAGACUAAUUGUGUAGAAUCUCUCUGUUUUUGUAACUUAAAAUUCUGCUUAAUCUUGACUGUGAAAUCUUUGGUCUUCCAAGGAUUUCCAUUUGUUUG
This is a messenger RNA of Momordica charantia (bitter melon), 3112 nucleotides long. RefSeq names its product CDPK-related kinase 1. Lineage: Eukaryota; Viridiplantae; Streptophyta; Magnoliopsida; Cucurbitales; Cucurbitaceae. The record is from RefSeq and is a predicted model, not a curated record. Gene Ontology annotation, biological process: protein phosphorylation. Gene Ontology annotation, molecular function: protein kinase activity; ATP binding.